AAAAUUUCUCAUGAAAAUUAGUACUAACGUUCUACAUUUUCCAAAAAAAUUAUGUAUCGAGGUGGGUUUUACUACAGCUACCUUAUUCAAAGUCGAUGUGCCUAACAAUUUUUAUCCAGCCCAUAUAAUCAUAUCGGAUCUCCUAAUGCUACGUGGAGAAAUUACAGACCCACGAUGUUCAAAUCACAAACAAACACAUAUUUGCUAAAUUGCCACCACUAACCGGUCUCGACGACCCCGGUUUAGAAUUCGCAGUGGGCACCAAGCAAAUUAGAAUCAGACCAAAUCAAAGCUUUACUUUUCUAAUUCACAAAUCGAAUCAUCCAUCAAAGUGACUGAAGAGAUCAAAGAGUGGUAUCAAAUGGGUAGCGACUGGAGAAGAUCAAUGGGGAACGUGAGGUCGUUCGUGGGAAACUCCAUGGGUGGACUUAGAGGAGGUCAGAAUCUCGCUUCUUGGCUCGUCGCGGGAACAAUCGCUUACUAUCUUUGGGUUAAACCAGCUCAAGAUCUCAAAAAGGAACAGCAGGCGAGGGCACUUCUCGCGGUGGCUGAUGCGAAUGAAUACGUCGAGAAGAGGAAACCAAUCGCUGAUCCUCAGGCUGUUUCAGCUAGAGAAACCAGUGUCACACACGAUCCACUGCAACUUGAUCCCGUUGGAAGAAGGCGCAACAAGAAACAAGGAAGACCGAGUAGUAGGCGAAUCACCUAAGGAUACUGAUUCUUGAAAACCGCUUAACUGAAUCACAGGAGUAACACAGACACAGUUAAACAGUGACUGUAUAUAUAGGAGCUGGCCAGUAUAGGAGUUAGUACAUCUCUCGUGUCUCGUAUUACUUGUUGAAAUGUUCUUGGUUAAGAACCGGUUUUGCAUACCGGUAGAAUAAUGAUACUCUAUUUGUAGCCUUUUAGUUUGUUCAAUUUGAAGUUUGGAACCGGCUCGAA
Molecule: messenger RNA, 942 nt
Organism: Brassica rapa (field mustard)
Lineage: Eukaryota; Viridiplantae; Streptophyta; Magnoliopsida; Brassicales; Brassicaceae
Source: RefSeq, a predicted model, not a curated record